UAUAAUAAAAUUAUGAAAAAUUAACGUAACUCUAAAACCCUAAUCGACAAUAACAAGAGUUAUUAAUCAUCCAUAAGCUUAAUAAAAACCCUCCACUCUCCUCUUCCUCCACAAGCCCCUUGUUACUCUCUCUCUCUCUCUCUCUCUCUCUCUCUCUCUCUCUCUCUCUCUCUCUCUCUCUGGACAUAAGAAAUGAGCACUGCGAGAUUCAUAAAGUGUGUCACCGUUGGAGAUGGAGCUGUCGGAAAAACUUGCAUGCUCAUUUCCUACACCAGCAACACUUUUCCGACCGAUUACGUUCCGACCGUUUUCGACAACUUCAGCGCCAACGUGGUUGUCGACGGCAGCACCGUGAAUCUCGGCCUCUGGGAUACCGCCGGGCAGGAAGAUUACAACAGGCUAAGGCCUCUGAGUUACAGAGGAGCUGAUGUCUUCUUGUUGGCUUUUUCCUUAAUCAGUAAGGCCAGUUACGAGAAUAUUUACAAGAAGUGGAUCCCGGAGCUUAAACAUUACGCGCCUAACGUCCCAGUUGUCCUCGUUGGAACCAAAUUAGAUUUGCGGGAAGACAAACAAUUCUUGAAGGAUCAUCCGGGAUCAACAUUUAUAACGACCACCCAGGGAGAGGAACUAAGGAAGCUGAUUGGAGCUGUUAGAUACAUAGAGUGCAGCUCCAAGACCCAACAGAAUGUGAAGGCAGUGUUUGAUACAGCAAUAAGAGUCGCUUUGAGGCCACCAAAUGCAAAGAAGAAGAAGAAGCCAUUGGCCAAAACCAAGAGAUCAAAAUCAUGCUUUUUCCUCUGAAAUAUUAUACACAAUGUCAAUUUUUUUUUAAUAACGGUCCAACAUAAUGAAUUUCGAUUUCCCCAUGAAAUACCAACAGAUAUUCGAUUAAGUUUAUUUUAUUUUUUCGGAUUUAUCUUUGUCAUUAUUAUUUACUUCAUGAAGUUUGAUACAUAUCCACGAUCCACCUUUAUUGGCA
Molecule: messenger RNA, 979 nt
Organism: Tarenaya hassleriana
Lineage: Eukaryota; Viridiplantae; Streptophyta; Magnoliopsida; Brassicales; Cleomaceae
Product: rac-like GTP-binding protein ARAC2
Exons: 7
Coding region: 193-801 (202 amino acids)
Biological process (GO): regulation of cell shape; actin filament organization; establishment or maintenance of cell polarity
Cellular component (GO): cytoplasmic vesicle; plasma membrane; cytoskeleton
Molecular function (GO): GTP binding; protein kinase binding; GTPase activity
Source: RefSeq, a predicted model, not a curated record